UCCGAUUCCGCUUUUAUUUGCGCAGUCGAGAGCGCAAGAAAAGUCUCUGUAUCUCUUUGUCGGCUUCUCUUUCCCUCUCCUGACAUUCUACGAACAUUCCACUUUCUUCUCUAGCUUCUCUCUCUCCUUUCCAUUCUCUGCUACAGCCAUGGCCGAUUGACGAUUUUGCCCUCGAAUCUUCUCAGAUUCCACUCCACAGUCCAAGAUCCCCCUUCUGUCUGGCCCCACCUUCCUCUAUCUGACCGACCGUUGAUCUUUUCCUCUAUAUAGUAUCGUUUCUAGUCUUUCCUUCUUCCUCUCGAGUUCCCUUUUUUCUGUUCUGGGUAUGAGUUUUUCCCUCUUUUCCUUAUCUGGGUUUUGGAGAUUGUAGGGUUUUAGUCAACUGUUGGUUUUGGAAACAAGGAGAAUUGUCGAUGGAGUUGACGGAAGGCGUUGGGGAGAGCUCGUCGCCCCCGCGGGCUUUCGGGGGCUUCAAUUACUAUGAUGUCAGGAAUGAUGUCUAUAAUCGGUUGGUGGAGAAUGGGACUGAGGAUGUUGCGUCGAAUCCAGGGUUUCGCGAGCUGUUGGAUGCUCACUUCAGUCGGUUGCCGCCGAGUUAUGGACUGGAUGUGAAUAUGGAUAGGGUGGAGGAUGUUUUGUUGCAUCAAAAGCUUCUCUCAGAGGCAAAGGAUCCUGAGAAAAGACCUGUCUUCCAUGUUCGUUUUGUGGAGCACAUUCGGACUAGAGCUGAUGGAAAUGGUGUACAAGAAUCCAUAGGAGUCCUGUCUACUUCAAGAGGGUGCAAUAAUACUGAACAUGAAGGAGAUAUGCCAUCAAAUAUCAGCGCUUCUCUGAGUAGAAAUAGGGAUUGUGAGAUUGACUUUGAACCUUGCUCGAAGCUUGAGGACUUGAAUCUGGAUGUAAGAAAGAAUGCCGAGGACAUUGAGGAGAGAAAUCUCGCAGGGACCUUUUCUGGAAGGCAGGACGUGUCACAUGUUCCAGUACAUGAAAUUAUAUUUUCUUCCAUUGACAAGCCCAAGCUUCUUAGUCAGCUCUCUGCUUUGCUUUCUGAUAUAGGUCUCAACAUCCGUGAAGCGCAUGUUUUCUCGACAACAGAUGGCUACUCUUUGGACGUGUUUGUGGUCGACGGAUGGCCUGUUGAGGACACAGAUGGUUUACACAAAGCAUUGGAGAAAGCAGUUGCUGGAAGUGAGGGCUCCUGGUCUGGCUCGUCCCCUUCUCGUUCUGCCAUAGAGAAGGCACUCACCAUCCAACCAAAACUUGGUGAUUGGGAAAUUGACAGGAGAUUAUUGAAGAUAGGAGAGAAAAUUGCAUCAGGAUCUUGUGGAGAUUUGUAUCGUGGAAUCUAUCUGGGACUUGAUGUUGCUGUGAAAGUUCUCAGAUCAGAACACUUAAAUGAAACUUUAGAGGUCGAAUUUGCUCAAGAAGUCACGAUUUUAAGGGAAGUUCAACACAAGAAUGUUGUUCGAUUUAUUGGUGCGUGUACAAAGCUUCCAGAGCUGUGUAUAGUAACAGAGUAUAUGGCUGGAGGAAGUCUGUAUGAUUUUCUGCAUAAACAUCAUAAUGUCUUGGAGCUAUCUAUGUUGCUGAAGUUUGCAAUUGAUGUAUGCAAAGGGAUGGAGUAUUUGCACCUAAAAAACAUAAUUCACAGGGAUUUGAAAACUGCCAACCUGCUGAUGGACACUGAUCGUGUUGUAAAGGUGGCAGACUUUGGUGUUGCUCGCUUCGAAAGUCACGGGGGUGUAAUGACAGCAGAGACUGGAACAUACAGAUGGAUGGCACCUGAGGUUAUAAAUCAUCAACCAUAUGAUCAAAAAGCAGAUGUAUUCAGUUUUGCUAUUGUACUGUGGGAGCUAGCAACAGCGAAGAUCCCUUAUGAUAACCUGACACCCUUACAAGCUGCCUUAGGAGUGAGACAGGGUCUGCGACCGGAACUUCCUGACAACAUGCACCCCAAGCUGUUAGACUUGAUGCAGAGAUGUUGGGAGGGAACUCCUACUGAUCGGCCAUCCUUCUCGCAGAUAACAGUGGAACUUGAAGAACUCCUGCAAGAGGUUCAGGUAACUUGAGAGCAGCCAGACAUACAGCUGAUCUUCAUAUUGGCUUGUGCAUUGUUUUAUGCAACGGUUUCGGAACUAUUACAAGUUGGUAUUGCCGAUGGAGUACCUGACGUGAGGCUUUUUGUUUUUUCUUUUCCUUUCCUUUUUUUUUUUCCCUGUCAGUUUUCCAAGUGCAUCUGAUGGCAAGGUUAUAGAGGUGUACCAGUAUGAUUAGGCAAAUUGAUGGGUCUGUGUUCCCCAGUCUUUUAGUGAAAUGGUGAAAUGGGUAUUAGACUGUCAGUAAUUAGUCUCAGCUGCUGUUUUUUCUUUCCAUAAACAUCUACACCAUACGUUACGUGGGCCUUUAUGCGAAAACCUUUUUUCUAAUA
This is a messenger RNA of Magnolia sinica, 2428 nucleotides long. RefSeq names its product serine/threonine-protein kinase STY46-like. Bases 414 to 2069 code for a protein of 551 amino acids. The transcript has 16 exons. Gene Ontology annotation, biological process: protein phosphorylation. Lineage: Eukaryota; Viridiplantae; Streptophyta; Magnoliopsida; Magnoliales; Magnoliaceae. Gene Ontology annotation, molecular function: ATP binding; protein kinase activity. The record is from RefSeq and is a predicted model, not a curated record.